GUGAAAUAUAUAGAUCACACACAACACAACUUUGUAAACCUCCAAAAGGCAGUAAAUUUUGUAAAGCACUUCCAGCCAGCAAGAUGUCGACGGUCACAGAGAUGAGAGUACACAUGGACUGCGCCGGUUGCGAGAGCAAGGUCAGAAGUGCUCUUCAGAAACUAAAAGGCGUGGAAGACAUAGACAUAGACAUGGCAAUGCAAAAAGUGACGGUUACCGGAUGGGCUGAGCAGAAGAAGGUUCUGAAAAUAGUCCGGAAGACCGGCCGGAGAGCGGAGCUAUGGCAGCUACCGCACAAUCCAGAUAAUAACAGUUUAUUUAAUCAACACGAAUGUAAUGGUCCAGUGAACCACUAUGCCCCCCAGCCUUCUUCUUCAUACAACUACUACAAACACGGAUAUGAUAGCCAGAAUGCCGCCUAUUACAAUUACACUGCUCAGUCUUCCGUCUUCUCUCAUCAAACAGGCGCAUCGUUUAGUGAUGAGAACCCCCAUGCUUGUUCUAUAAUGUGAUCCAUCAACUAUUCAAAAAGAGUGAUAAGUUAUAUUGUACCCUUUUCUCUAGUUUCCCCCAAAAUUGAUCUUGAUUGAAGAAUUGCUAACCGCUUACAAUAAUACUAUAUAUCUCCUUUCAU
This is a messenger RNA of Pistacia vera, 634 nucleotides long. RefSeq names its product heavy metal-associated isoprenylated plant protein 28-like. Gene Ontology annotation, molecular function: metal ion binding. Lineage: Eukaryota; Viridiplantae; Streptophyta; Magnoliopsida; Sapindales; Anacardiaceae. The transcript is spliced from 3 exons. The record is from RefSeq and is a predicted model, not a curated record. The coding region runs from base 84 to 512 and encodes 142 amino acids.